AUGAAAUUUAGAAUAACUUUCCUUUUAGUUAUCUUGAUUUUAGCUGUUGCUACUUCAGCCAAAAAAUCUCUAACUAAAGUUAAGCUUCAUGAUGAUAACGAUGAACAAAAUGAUGAUUUUCCUGAUUUCUAAUAAACUUUUGAACAUUUUGAAACUUUAAAUCCUGAGGAUGAAGAUGAAAUUCCAGAUGAUCCUGUUGGUUAGGCCUUAUAUCAUUGCAUUAAUUCCAAUUAUUUCCCAUGGGAUAAGGAUCACAAAGAUUUCGUCAAUCUUGUUAAUAAUAGAUGCUAACAUUACGAUGGUCAGGUGAAUGCAGUAGAUUUCUUUUAAAAUUCCAUCAACUGUGUUAAUAAUCUUAGAUAUUCAAGAUAAUCUGUUAAAGUAUAGUUCAUUGCUGCUAUUGAAUGCGUGAUUGAUCUAUUAAAGCAAGAUUAAGAACCAGAACAUAUUUGGCUUUAAAACAAAAAAUCUUCAUUUAAAUUAUAAAAUAAAUUGAAGAGAAGAAGAGUUUGA
This is a messenger RNA of Tetrahymena thermophila SB210, 513 nucleotides long. RefSeq lists its product as hypothetical. NCBI's taxonomy places the organism in Eukaryota, Ciliophora, Oligohymenophorea, Hymenostomatida, Tetrahymenidae. The record is from RefSeq and is a predicted model, not a curated record. The transcript has a single exon.